AUGGGUCGUCGAAAGAUUGAGAUCACGGAAGUGAAGGACCCCAACACCAAGCAAGUGACAUUUUCGAAGCGUCGAACAGGUUUGUUCAAAAAAGCAAACGAAUUAUCAAUUUUGUGUGGAGCUGAAGUUGCUAUUGUUGUGUUUUCUCCUGGGAACAAGCCUUACUCUUUUGGGCACCCAAGUGUUGAUGUUGUUGCAGACAAGUUUCUGCAACAAGAAAGUGCAUCAGAUGUUGUUGUCAAACCUAAUGUUGUCGAAGGAAAUAGUUCAGCUAAUGAUGACAACAUAGAUGCGCUGAAUCAACAGUUGUCUGGUGUUCAAACUCUCAUAAGCGAGGAACAUAAGAAGGCUGUUGAACUUGACUGGAGAAAGAAGCAACAAGAUGUGACUAAACUUACCUACAGCAAACAAUUGCAACGUUCAUACCUAAGGGUUCAGCGUAAGGUGGAGGACUAUCUUGAUGCCAUUGAAGUGUCAGAGUACAUGCUGCUUCUUGCAAAAGAACCUGUAAUUGGAAUAACUGCAAAAAGAAGAAAGAAUUGA
Vigna radiata var. radiata (mung bean) is the source of this 543-nucleotide messenger RNA. RefSeq names its product agamous-like MADS-box protein AGL29. Gene Ontology annotation, molecular function: DNA-binding transcription factor activity, RNA polymerase II-specific; protein dimerization activity; RNA polymerase II cis-regulatory region sequence-specific DNA binding. The coding region runs from base 1 to 543 and encodes 180 amino acids. The transcript has a single exon. The record is from RefSeq and is a predicted model, not a curated record. Lineage: Eukaryota; Viridiplantae; Streptophyta; Magnoliopsida; Fabales; Fabaceae. Gene Ontology annotation, biological process: positive regulation of transcription by RNA polymerase II.